AUGAGCACUGUAGUGAACCGCCCCCUUUGUCUAUAGGUCGUUCAGGCGGUCAGUUUGUCCGUCACAUUACCACACAUCAAAACAGUCACAAGUCUGAGCAGUGAAUUUAAGCGCAAGUCAAGGUUUUAGCCAAUCAGAAUGGUUUCAUAUAAGCUGCUGACCCCUGAAGAUGUAUAUUUCAGUGCCCCAGUUCCUGUUGUGGCUGAGGAAACAUCUGAACCAAAACCUCCAGAAGUCAAACUUUGUUGUAAAAAUAAACCCUGCUCGACGUCAACUGCAUUCAUUGUACUGGCCACCUUUUUGUUUGUUUUGUGCUGUAUCUGGCUUAUUGGCACCAUUUUCUGGCUAAAGGAUCCAGGGAAUCAGAUACCGUACAGAUCUCCCUCUCCUUCUACAUCCUUGAGUAACCAGAGUAGACCUUCUCCAGAAACAUGCAGCAGUAUAGAGGUGUCUCACCGCUUUGACUGCUACCCAGAGAGGCAAGUGGUAGUGACCCAGGACCUCUGUCAAGCCAGAGGAUGCUGCUUCAUUCAGAUGCCACCAACUGAAAAAGGAGUGCCAUGGUGUUUCUACCCUCCUGACUUUCCAAGUUAUGCUUUAGAUUCUUUGGUUGACACUGACCUUGGAUUUAUGGGGAAGCUGGUACGGAAGAAUGAGACUUAUUAUCCAAAAGAUGUUAAAAACUUACAGCUUGAUAUUAUGUAUGAGACAAAUACCAGAUUGCAUGUGAAAGUAACUGACUCCAGCAGUAAACGUUUUGAAGUUCCCAUUUCUGUCCCAAAUGCUACAAAAAAGGCCAUCGGUCCAGAAUAUGUUGUGGAGUUUUCUAAGCAGCCGUUUGGAUUAAUUGUUAAACGCCUGUCAAGUGGAACUGUAUUAAUAAAUACAACCGUGGCCCCAUUAUUCUUUGCAGACCAGUUCCUCCAGAUAUCAACCAUUCUGCCAUCCCAAUAUAUUUAUGGGUUAGGAGAACACCGAGCUGGCCUUCUUCACAGUGUGCAGUGGAAUACCUUAACGUUUUGGGCAAGGGAUGUGCCUCCAACGGAGAUGACAAACCUUUACGGAGUUCAUCCAUUUUACCUGGGCAUUGAGCCAGAUGGAUCAGCCCAUGGAGUUUUUCUCUUAAACAGCAAUGCUAUGGAUGUUGUUCUUCAGCCUGCUCCUGCUAUUACCUGGCGAAUGAUAGGUGGAAUCCUAGAUUUCUAUUUCUUUCUGGGCCCUGACCCUUCUUCUGUGAUUCAGCAAUACCUUGAGGUUGUAGGUUUUCCAUCAAUGCCUCCAUUUUGGGCUUUGGGAUUUCACCUGUGUCGGUGGGGAUAUAAGACAAGUAACAAAACUUGGGAAGUAGUAAGAGCUAUGAGGAAUUAUGGCAUUCCACAGGAUGCCCAGUGGAAUGAUAUUGAUUAUAUGGAAGGCUUCCGGGAUUUCACCUUUGAUGCUAUGAAUUUUAAUACCCUUCCUGAGAUGGUGAAGGACCUGCAUAAACAUGGGCAGCAUUAUGUUAUGAUUGUGGAUCCUGCCAUCAGCAGCACUCAGCCCACUGGCUCAUACUGGCCUUAUGAUGAAGGGUUGAGAAGAGGUGUUUUUAUCAAUGAUUCUGAUGGUGAAACUCUUAUUGGAAAGGUUUGGCCUGGAUUGACUACCUACCCUGAUUUCUUAGAUGUUGCAACUCAACAAUGGUGGUAUGAAAAUCUACAGAUGUUUUAUGCCAAAGUACCCUUUGAUGGCUUGUGGAUUGACAUGAAUGAACCAUCCAACUUUGCAGAUGGGUCAAUUAAAGGAUGCCCAUCUAAUGAGCUUGAAAAUCCACCCUAUACACCAGGAAUUCUUGGUGGAACUCUAAGAGGAGCUACUCUGUGUGCAUCAGCAAAACAUAAAACAGAAACACAUUACAAUGUGCAUAGUCUGUAUGGCCUGUUUGAAGCCAAAGCAACUGCCAAUGCUUUGAAGAAACUUUUGAAAAAAAGACCAUUUGUGAUUUCAAGGUCUACAUUCCCUAGUCAGGGUCUUUACUCUGGACAUUGGCUUGGGGACAACAAAAGUCAGUGGAAAGACUUAUACAUGUCUAUUUCAGGAAUUUUGAAUUUUAAUUUGCUGGGGAUUCCGCUGGUUGGUGCAGACAUCUGUGGAUUUGGCGAUAGCACAAAUGAAGAACUGUGCAUUCGCUGGAUGCAGCUUGGGGCAUUUUAUCCUUUUAGUCGCAAUCACAACACCAUUGACGUUCAGGCACAGGAUCCUACAGUAUUCAGCCCUCUAGCACGUGAGGCUAUGAAAGAUGCCCUGCUUCUUCGUUACAGUCUUUUUCCUCUGCUGUAUACUCUGUUUCACCAUGCUCAUAUUAAGGGUCACACAGUUGCCAGGCCACUCAUGUUUGAGUUUCCAUCUGAUGUGACUACAUACUCAAUUGAUCAGCAGUUCUUAUGGGGAAAGAGUCUCAUGGUGAUUCCUGUUUUGGAAGAAAAGGCCACCUCAGUGACUGCCUAUUUCCCAAAAGGAGUGUGGUAUGACUUUUACACAUGCUCCUCAAUUUCAAGUCAUGGAGAAAAGGUUAAACUGGAGGCUCCCUUAGACAAAAUAAAUAUUUAUAUACGGGAAGGAGCUAUAAUUCCCACACAGACACCCAACACUACUUUAUGGUCAAGCAGUGGUAACCCCCUUCACCUUACUGCAGCUCUUUCUGAAAAUGGAAAGGCUGAGGGUGAUUUGUUCUGGGAUGAUGGAGUCAGCCUAGACACAUAUGAAACCAGCAACUAUACGUAUAUAGUUUUUGACGUCUCUCAGAAUACUUUUACAUCUAAAGUACUCCAUGAAAACAUUGAAGCCACAUACAUUAUUGUGGAAACUGUAAAAAUCUUAGGAGUUAGACAGCAGCCAUUUAAUGUGACUGUGAAUGAUGUAGAAACUCCUUUUACCUACUUACAGAAUCAGGUCCUAACUGUGGGGAAUCUCACCCUUAAUCUUAACAAGGGAUUUACAAUCAAAUGGAUGUAAAAAGUGGAAUUUAUGCCCUGCUAUAUGCAGAAUUAGUUGGAUGCACUGGAUCUUUGCUGCUACACUUUCUUGCAAAACUGAAAUUUUGAAUGUUUUCAAUGAACAAAAUGUAUGCAGUAUGUAUUUUUUCAUGUAGUUAUUCUGCUUUAAGAACAGUGUAGUUGUAUAAUAAAUAAUGAAACUAGAAGAUUUAAAAACUGAAAUUAUGUUUUGAUGCUCUUGGCAGAAAUAUAUGUGAAUGUAAGAUUAAAUUAGCACAUGCCACUGCUUCAGUAUGUGAGAAGUAGGCUUUCUAGUUUAAAGCGAUAAGAGUGUUUCAGAUUCUCUGCCUUGAAGCAUCAAUUUACAAUACUAUUGCACCUUACAAUUUCUGUACAGUUUAUUUUUAAAUGAGGCCCUAAUGCUGUAAUUCAGGGUUAUUCGAUUAUAAUUUUGAGCCAGAUUUUCAAACCAUGAAAUACAUAUGAUAUAUAGACAUUUUCAGCAGCCAGUGAGCAGCAGGUAAUAACACAUUUUAAGACAACACAAAUGAAUGUAUUGAAAACCGAGCAAUGUUUAUUCAUUGUUUCCCUUUUAAACUUGUUCACAUCUCACACAGGCACAUCAAAAACAAUAAAAAAAGCUAUAACUGAAGAGAAUCUGAGGGAGUAGCAAUACUUUUUCCCACUUUUCAAAUAAAAAAAUAAACAUUUUGCUCAUAUCUGACCAAGGCACCUCUCAAAGUGCAUUAAAACAAAAUAGUGCAUAAUGUUAGCAAUAGCAUUUGUUUCCCUUUUGAAAUAAAAUAAAUAUUUUGGUCAUAUACGACCCAGGCACUUGACAAAGUGCAUUUAACUGAAUAAAAAAGAUCUAUCAGUGCUAUCAAAGCUAACAAGUGAUAACAGUGACUAACAUACAUGAAUACAACGUCUGCUGCACACUGAGGGAGCACGGGUUUGUUUUAAAUCACCACAUGUGUGAUAAGGCAUGGCUUUGUUACACACCCCACAUUAUGUUGAUAUUGUGACAUGUAGGGGGUGGAGCCUUGGGAGAAAGUGCUUUGUGAGGGCUCAGGGUACCUCCCUAGAGAGACAGGGCCGGUCAGGGUAAGAGGGGUGCGAAUGGUAAAAGGGCAAGAAGCGGCAGAAAUGCGGAAAGCUACCUUUUUGUUUUGUGUUGUUUUGGAGGUGUCCCCUUGAUCCAGAGUAGGACCGAUAAUUAUAAUAACAAUUCUUUACAUUUAUGUAUUGCUUUUCUGACUAAUCUGCGCCAAAGGGAACCGCGGCACACCAAAUAAAAAGCCAGUCAGCAAUUUGAAGAUUUCUCUGGAGAUGUGGCUCCUGUGUGUCUUAUUCGACAGGUCGUCACAGUAUCAUACUACCACUACUUCUAGACACACAACAACUUGCUGCAUUUUGGGUUGAAUGCUGCUAGGCUAUGCAGAGUGUUGCAUUCAUGGUCUGUACUACUGUAGGAAUUUCUGAAGGCUUACAAAAUGUGCUUUUCUCAGUUUUCUGGGCCCCAUGUGGCCCAUGAGCCACCAUUUGAAUAGGCCAGCUAGAUAGAAAUACAUGAACAACCAUUUCUAUGCUUCACAUUUAAGAUGCAAUCCUGUGCCAGUUGGCAUUGCCAACCACUUGCAUCCUGAAUUCAAAGGCCUUCUUUCUCCCAGUAUUCACGUACCUUUCCUACUACAGCCCAAAAUCUUGUCGUCAGAUUCACUACAAUGUUUUUUUGACGUUGGUAAUGCUGUAGCAUAUAGUGAUCGGUGCCCGUGAGGGAUUCAGUGCAUUGCUUCCGGUUGCACUGUAAGCUUGAGAGAUGAGUGUGAAUUCUGCAGUUUAUCAAGGAUCAGUUAAUUGAGAAAUUAAUUGAAAUCUACAAAUGUGCAGCAUCUGGGCUUUUAAAUGACUGGAAAAACUAUUUAUAUAUCGAUUCAUUAUUUUUGUACCAAAGGAUUGUUUCCAUAUUGAAACACUGAUAGGAGAUUGCUUUAACAGCAAAAAAAGUUAUUUUCGUAAUAAUAAAUAAUACAGGCUAAAUCCAAACAGACUUAAUGUAUCUAAAUGCCAUAAACAUAGAAUCACCAUAAAUCAGUUCUUUGUUUCACAAGAUUUUUAGCUUUCACGUGACAGUAGUAUUACUACUACUUAAGAAAUAUAACCCUAUAAUCAUGGCCACAUUUUUUUGUUUUGCAGUUUUUGUCUGUGAAAUAAAAUCUGUAUGAUUUGUUUUUGACACCAAACGAGUGAUGCCUUAAAAAGUGGUUUUUGCUUAUGUUCUUUGAAGUGGCUUGUGGGUGCUAAAUUUCCUCACCUUUGUGUGUGCAUUCUCGGCAAUGCAUACUGUUAGUGUCCCUUCAACAUGCAUUAAUGCCAUGUUGCUGUCACUGACCAGAAAAGACUCUGGUGUGCAUUAACGCUUUAAGACAAAUGUUAAUCAGAAAAUGGACGAAUGGUACAGAAAUGUGAUUUAGUUAUGUUUAAAUCAAUAACAUGUUCAUGUACACAAUUACUAACAGUUUAUAGUGCAAUAUACUGAGACAAAAAUAUAAAAAUGUGAAAUAACAGAUUAAUUAAAUUAAAAAAGGUGUUUUUCCCAAAAAUAAUUGUACCUCAUUUCAGGUCUUAACUGGUUGGGCUUUGUGCAUUUAGGUAAGUGGCCUUUGAUGUCUUGGAUCCUUGCUAAUCAGCAUAAUGAUUUCUGUGAAUUUAUUUUAAAUGUUAACUUUUUUUUUCCAUUUUCACUUUCUGUGAAGAAGCAAGAUGUCAAAUUCAUUUGCAUGGAAAGAUGUGUCAUAACUUGUAUAAUGGUGUUACUGCUGUAAAAUGUGCAGAAUAUGCCGGAGGCUGGACAGAAUACUUGAAACAUUACAUCUUCUUUAAGCAAAAAAAAAAAUAAAAUAAAGUGACUUUUUGCUUCAUUGUAUAUUUGUGCAAUAAAAUAUAAACAAUGGGGAAA
Molecule: messenger RNA, 5931 nt
Organism: Erpetoichthys calabaricus (reedfish)
Lineage: Eukaryota; Metazoa; Chordata; Cladistia; Polypteriformes; Polypteridae
Gene: gaa2
Product: alpha glucosidase 2
Exons: 20
Coding region: 139-2991 (950 amino acids)
Biological process (GO): carbohydrate metabolic process
Molecular function (GO): alpha-1,4-glucosidase activity; carbohydrate binding
Source: RefSeq, a predicted model, not a curated record